CAUUAAUGAUUAUCGGGUAAAGUUGUAUCAUAUGAUACAAAGAUUUACACUCAUAUGUUUGUGAAAUGAUAAGCUAAAUAUAACGAACUAUUUCAAGUGGAGUAGAUACAAAAUGGCGACAGGACGAAAAGUUUCCGCGCUGUCGGUAAGCGGGUCGGAGGAAGUCUAUGAUUUCGUUUGUUCACUUUGUUCUAAGGAAGGUAAGGACGUGGAGGCCAUUGAGAUAUGCAUGGACUGUGAGCAAUAUAUGUGCCGGCCUUGUUCAGCUCAACCAUGGACGAUUCAAGGCAAUGCGAGCACACAACGUCGUGAAAAAAGACCAAGCGCGGAACUUGUCUUUAUCAAUUCUUGCAGGAUCAGAAGCAGUUGAUUUUGAGUGCACGGUAUGCAAAAUAGAUGAGAAGUACACAGCUGCAAGCGUCUACUGUUCCAGUUGUUUCAAAUAUUUAUGCACUUCGUGUUUAAGUGAUCACAACAGAUUUGGAUUGAUUAAGGAGCAUGAUAUGAAAACCGUCGAAGAAAUUCGACAGGAAGUCGGAAGCAACAAUAUACCUGAUGACGUCAUUGCUAAAACUCCAAAGAAUUGCGCUACAUUUUCCUGUAACACAUGUAGCAAGGAAGUAGAAGUUGCCGGACAACUAUGGGUAUGCAUUACCUGUGGCUUUAGCAAUAUGUGUAAGAAGUGCUGUGACCGGCAUCGACUUUCAAACGUUAAACACCGAACAGUUCCCUUUAAAGAGUUUCAAAUUAUAUACGAGCAGUAUGGUAGAUCCGUCAUGUCCGGCUCAGGGAAGUUUUUCGGACCAGUUUGCUCAGAAUGUUCAGUCAAAUGCGAAGCAAAGAAUCCGACUACUUUCUGCAGUGACUGUAAUGUAUUUUUGUGCAGGGGCUGUAAGCUGAAGCACAAUAGCCACAUAAUGCUUUCUGAUUCCAAAGUUACGAAAAUGGUGUCCGAUGUUAUCGAACAGAUGGAAAAGUUUGACCUAGACUGUAUUGUUUCAAUUUGGACAGAGAAUCGUCCGCAGUUGGAUACUGUGAACAGUGUGACGUCUUUAUUUGUACACGGUGCGCCAAAGUACAUAGCAAUUAUUUCGGACAGGAAAAACAUCGCAUUAUGGGAUUGCGUGAAGUUCGUGCACGGAAAGAAUCAUUCUUUGAAAAAACUUUGCGAAGUACUAGAGACAGUAAUUCCAAGAUCUGUGACUGCUGUAGAAAGAAGGGAAUAUACACGGGAGCAAUGUACCGAUGCUUGGACUGCCAGAGGAACCUUUGCAUGCCAUGUUUAGAUUUUCACGAAACGGCUAUCAAUAAACACAACCUGAUGAAUUUAUUUAACAGAGAAGGAAAAGAGGAAAGUGCUGGGAAACUCAAAGGGACAUUGCAGUCUGUUUCCAGCACGACAGUUGAGUUCUUUCCGAAAAGCGUACAAAGAGAGAAAAUGGCAAUAGUCGCCAUCGAUUUAGGAUCUUCAAGGAGUGGAUACACAAGUAUUGCUUUUGGUAUGAUCAAUGAAAUGGCCGAGGGUUCUAUUACAAAAAUGCAUCUCCUUCAAAAUUGGUACACUGAUUUCGUGUGCACCACAACACCGAAAUCCUGUCUCCUUUUUGAUGAGGAUCAAAAGCCACGUCAUUUCGGUGAAGAGGCAUUUCGUGAAUACAAGGAACUUGAAAGGAAAGGGAAGGCCGACUGCUGGUAUUUCUUUCAUAAGUACGACACAUACCUACGAGACGAAAAUCUUACAGAUAAAACAAAACUAUGUUCUGCAAAUGGGAAGGUUAUGCCUGCGGGGAAAUUGUUUGACGCCUUGAUAGAUCAUCUGAUCAGACAUUUUUUCAGAAUGCGAGCAAAUCUGUAUGAGGCAGAAGAUAUGAAGCUUGUGUUUCUUGUUCCCGAGGAACCAUCCGCCACAGUUUUAUACAUGCUGAAAAAUGCUGCAGUGAAGGUGAAUUAUUUUCUUUACGAUGUAUCAAAAUACCGCAUACUGUCUAGAUGGUUUAUAAAUUUUCGUUACGCUUUAAAGAAUAUGUUAAUACUGAAUAUGAAACAAAAUUGUAUUAAUACUUAAAAUGAAACGUGUAACGCCUCA
Mercenaria mercenaria is the source of this 2086-nucleotide messenger RNA. RefSeq lists its product as uncharacterized. The coding region runs from base 1115 to 2065 and encodes 316 amino acids. The record is from RefSeq and is a predicted model, not a curated record. The transcript is spliced from 4 exons. Lineage: Eukaryota; Metazoa; Mollusca; Bivalvia; Venerida; Veneridae. Gene Ontology annotation, molecular function: zinc ion binding.